ACAGGGUUAACAGAUUCCCGGGGGGUGAGGAUCCGGAUACAGAUGACAGUGCGGACGGCGUCUCAUGUUAUCCCGGCAGGUGCCAGCGAAACCAGAGACGCCCUGAUGCCACCUAUGGCUGCCGGGGGUAAGAUGAGCCGCCUGCGCUGCCCCCUCUGUCCUCAGGUACCUCAGGGGACAUAAUAGUCCUUUCUACCCGCUGUCGUGUUGCCAUGGUGACGGGGCAGGGAAGCGGGUACCAGCGCGGGGUUCUGUGGAUCGCAGUCGGUAUUUUAGGAUGGACGGUCACCGGCUGCGGCUCCUGCUCAUCCUGCACUUCUCCACAUUGAUCGGUGCGGGGCAGAGGAGCAUGCCGCGAAUUAUUGGGGGGUACUCGGUGUCGCCCUAUUCUACACGCUACCUGGUGUCUCUGAAGAGGAAUACGGGCCUGCACUUCUGCGGGGGGUCCCUGGUCAGCAGGUUCUGGGUCCUGACGGCCGCCCACUGCAAGAUCGAGCAGAACCAGAUGUUGGUCGUGGCCGGAGAAUAUUCCUUGUCCGUCUUCGAAGGAACGGAGCAGAUCUUCCGCCCGGCGAAGCUGGUGUGUCACCCAGAAUACAGCUCCGCCUCCAAGAACGCCGACAUCAUGCUGAUCAAGCUGAACCGCGCGGCCAUGUAUAACGCCUUCGUGUCUAUAGUGCCGCUCCCGGCGCAGGGGGUCUCGCCGGCAGAGGGUCGCCUGUGUCAGGUGUCAGGUUGGGGUUACACCAGCACGGUCAGCGGUAAAGCUUCCGACACUCUGCGCAGCGUCCGACUGCCCAUCGUCCCCCAAAGAAGGUGCAACAGCUCGGCCUCCUACUCCGGACACAUCACCAAGAACAUGAUCUGCGCCGGGUACAACAGCGGAGGCAAGGACGCCUGCCAGGGAGACUCCGGGGGCCCCCUGGUGUGUGAUGGACGAGUAUUUGGCGUCGUAUCCUGGGGUCACAGCUGUGCGAACCCCAACUACCCCGGGGUGUAUACAGCUGUGGCCAAUUUCCAGAAGUGGAUUUACAGGACAAUAUUUUAACCCCAGAUCUGAGCUGCAGUUUUGUGACACAACCUCGGGGAGCCAAAAUGGAGGCUGUGACCUCUGACCCCUCCCCCCAUACUGACCAUCACGCUGCAGUGGGGCAUGGCGGGUGGACUGGUGCUGCAUGGGGAAUGUCCUCCAUUUUAUAACCAUUGGGAGCAGAUUCUUCUAGGUGCUGGGAACAUGUAUAGAAGAAUUGUGGGGUUCAUAGGUCAGGGGUGAAGUGUCAGCAGAUUGUAUCCGUGAAUAAAGCGAUAA
Hyla sarda is the source of this 1309-nucleotide messenger RNA. RefSeq names its product trypsin-3-like. The coding region runs from base 278 to 1048 and encodes 256 amino acids. NCBI's taxonomy places the organism in Eukaryota, Metazoa, Chordata, Amphibia, Anura, Hylidae. The transcript is spliced from 5 exons. The record is from RefSeq and is a predicted model, not a curated record. Gene Ontology annotation, biological process: proteolysis. Gene Ontology annotation, molecular function: serine-type endopeptidase activity.